Messenger RNA from Endocarpon pusillum Z07020, 1074 nucleotides. RefSeq lists its product as uncharacterized. NCBI's taxonomy places the organism in Eukaryota, Fungi, Ascomycota, Eurotiomycetes, Verrucariales, Verrucariaceae. The coding region runs from base 1 to 1074 and encodes 357 amino acids. The record is from RefSeq and is a predicted model, not a curated record. The transcript has a single exon.
AUGCUUUCUACGAUCUCCGCCAAACAGGCUGUUGCCAUCCUUGCUUUCCUGGCUGCCAGUGUUCAUGGGCACGUUGUCAUGACUGAGCCGGUGCCGUUUACAUACCCAGACCCAAACAACCAGCAAGCCCCUCUUUCUGAUAGUGGAUCUGAUUUCCCAUGCAAAUUUCAAGCAGGCAUUACGCCUCAGACCGUCAAAGUGACUGCGUUGCAGCCGACCGGCAACAAACUGAAAUUGAAAGGUGGCGCAACCCACGGAGGUGGGUCCUGCCAAAUCUCCCUCACCCAGGAUAAACUCCCCACCAAGGAUUCUCAGUGGGAAGUCAUUAAGUCCAUUGAAGGAGGUUGCCCUUCGGACGCCCCUGGCAACCUCUCAGACAACGCAGAGGAACCGCUUCCAGAAAUUGAAUAUUCGAUCCCUGAGGGUACUGCUGCAGGUGAAUACACUCUGGCUUGGACAUGGUUCAACAAGAUCGGUAAUCGCGAGAUGUACAUGAACUGUGCGCCAGUUAGCGUCGGAGGAGGUGCGGCCAAGCGAGAAGUGGCCAAGAUCAGCAAGAAGCGACAAUCCGGUCUCCCAGUCAUGUUCACCGCCAACAUUGGAAAUGGUUGUUCGACCAACGAAGGCGACGACGUCACUUUCCCCGACCCCGGUGCCGACGUUGUGAAAGGCUCUCAGGCCACACCAGGAGAGCCGGUCGGUUCUUGCGGUGCAGCAGGUGCUCCAUCAGCUGACACUGCAUCAACCUCUACUCCAGCCUCUGGGUCCGAUUCCGGUGCCGAUCAAGCCCCGGCUCCUGCCACCACCUCCGCCGCUACUCCCGCUCCUCAAGCCCCAGCGCCUCAAGCCCCAGCUCCUCAAGCUCCUGCUCCUGCCGCCGUCGCUGGGGGUGCCGCCUGCUCUCCCGAGGGCAUGUACGUCUGCGCCGCCGACGGAGCCUCCUUCACCCGCUGCGCCUCGGGCGUCAUGUCCGCCCCCAUACCAAUCGCAGCCGGCAUGAAAUGCACACCUGGCUCCGACGCGUCCAACCUUCAGAUGGCGGCCGUCAAGCGAGCUGCUUCAUUCGGCGCUUAA